CGGCAGCCAUCUUGAGGGGGUGUGGACAACAGAAGCUGAGCAUUAUGGGAUGGGAAACAAAGGUCCUCCUUCUGGGGGGGAUUUAAAGGAGACGGAGCCUUCCUUUCAAUGAAGAAGCGCGCUACAAAAGAAACCUUCUGUUUCCUAGCAACGGGUACGCUCUUUCUCCUGUCUCACACAAUGUAACUAUUUCACAGAAAGCCAUUUUUAAGCGAAAGGCGGAGGCUCUGACAGCACCUCCACAGUCAUUGCGAGAGCGACUUUUGUUCCCGAUCUCUCUCUUGUUGUGGCUAAGGUGAACCCCGAAGCUUCACGGUCUCCAUCAAUCCCCAUUGCACCGAGCUCAGCUCAGGUUCCCCUCGCCAGCCCUACUCUCCCCUAGCUGUUGCUAGAGCCUCCUCCCCAAAUCACAUUGAGAGAUCCUCCGGGAUUUUGCUACUGCUAGCGCAGAGAAUCUUCCUCAAGGCCUCACCUCAGGUGUUACUUAAUGCCCACUUCAGACUGUGACACCCCUCUCCUCAACGGGGUAAGAAGAAACUCCCCUCUCAAGUCACUGAGAUGUUACAAGGGAUACCCCGCUAGGCGCCAGACAUUCCAAACGAGAAAUCCAUUUCCCCUUGCUAGGAAAGAUCCCGCCGCAAUCUGUUGCCAGCGUGCAUUUCAGAAAGACUCUCUCAACGCUUAUAGAGAUUUCUGAGGACAAUCCUUUUGCAGACUCCUUCCCCAAGUUGUUUCUAGGGCGGCCUCAUCCCCACACCACACAAAAAACCCCUCCUGCCUCAAGCUAUUGCUAGGCAAGAGAACACCCACUGGACCAAACCUUGGAGGGGAGACUGCACAAGCGUUCCUAAGGGGAAUUCCACAAAAACCCCUGUCUGUUACUAAGGUGAUCCCACGACUUCCCAUCAGUUGCUAAGCAACGCCCAAGCUAUUGCUAAUGCUGUUUCUUCUCCCCUCAACCCCCACCCCAGGGCGCUUGUUGCUAGGGGGACUUUACCACUAAUUUCAAACUGUUGCGUUGGAGAUUCCCAAACUGUAGCUAUCACAAGAUUCCCCAGCUCUACAAAUUUCCAGACUGCCCCACACUCGCAUACAUCUCUCAGGCCUUGUUGGACAGUUGCAUGACUGGGAGGUGUGUCUCCAGGCUGGUGAACCUUUUCAUCAAUUAUGCCAGAAGAGAACUCACAGAGGUCCUCCAAAGGAGGGGUGAGCUUGACAAAAUCCCUCAUUGCCCAGAGGAACCUGAGCAUUCCAGUGGAGAAUGAAGCCCUGGAGAGCAUAUCCCAAGCCUUGACUUCUCUUCAGAUCCUCCGACUAGACAGAGAGAGAAUUAACUGUAUCACAAAUCUGGAAGGUUUAGAACAGAUCCACAGCAUAUACCUACAACAGAACCAAAUAGAGAAAAUUGAAAACCUAAGCUGCUUUCCCAACUUGAAAUUUCUGUCAUUAGCUGGGAACUGCAUUAGAAGAGUGAACCUCCAGGCUCUCCUGAAGCUGCAGUUUCUGGAUCUCUCACACAACUGCAUUGAAACACUGGACACAGAUGAGCUGCCCCAGAGCCUCGUGGUCCUUGACCUGACAGGAAAUAAAUGCACUAAGCAGAAUGGCUACAGGGAGCGUGUGCUGGCGGCGCUGCCCCAUCUGAAAGAACUGGAUACUCAGGGUGUCCCAAGCUGGAAAGCCCCUGUCCAAAACAGGGAAGAGGAGGAGGAGGAAGGUUCAGAAGACAGUGACUACGAUGGCUGGCCUGAGCUCUCUACUCCUCUGAGCACGGAAAAAGACUUCUUCAUGGACCUCCACAAUGAAUUUAGCGGCCGCUCAGCCCAGAGAAGAAAGGAGGAAGUGAAAGAGCAUGAAGACCGUUUGGAGGAGCUGAAGCUGCGGCAAGAUCUGAGACAGCUGGUGUUCAGCACAAGCCAAGGGAGGCCCCAGCCCUUGAAUAUAUCAGGACCAACAACCCCAUCCCUGGAGGACAGCAGGUUCCAAAGUGAGCACCAUCCUGCUCCUAACCCACUUGCAAAUCCAACACUUCAUACAGGGAUAAGAGCUCCAAAGGGGAAGGCUGGGGGCUCAAGUCAGACCCAGUCAAAAAUUUCUAAAGGAGAGGUUUCUGGUACAGCAAAAACUGCAAGCAAGAGUAAAUAACUGAUUAUUGCAUUAUUUUUAUUUAAAUGUUUUAUUCCGUCAAACAAAUAUAACACUUCUUUGAAUCUAACAGGCAGAUGGGUUGUUCUCCAUCUAUUUUUUUAAUCAUACAAGGAAGAGUGUGCAUGUGUGGGCAGGGCAAGGAAGCUUGCCAGUCAGAAACAGGCAUCCAGAUGGCCUCUGCUGAAACUUGUAGGCAGUAUUUCCUCUGAGAAAAGGGCACGGAUGGCAAGUCCAAUUGCAAGUUUACUCAGGCCAAUGCGGUUUGACCCUCUAAUGAAAUGCAGGGAGGCUUCCUGUGCCUGUUGGAAUUUUGCCCUACAGAUAUUGACUAGAUGAAAACUGGUUUGACUGCAACAGCCAUUUCAAAAGGAACCUGGAAAGAAAACAGUUAACAAGGCUGCGCAGAAUUCUGUUGUGGGAGAUGGUUAGAGCUCUCUAAAAC
This is a messenger RNA of Rhineura floridana, 2590 nucleotides long. RefSeq names its product leucine rich repeat containing 46 (gene LRRC46). Lineage: Eukaryota; Metazoa; Chordata; Lepidosauria; Squamata; Rhineuridae. Gene Ontology annotation, molecular function: protein binding. The transcript has 8 exons. The record is from RefSeq and is a predicted model, not a curated record. The coding region runs from base 1168 to 2145 and encodes 325 amino acids.